This is a messenger RNA of Paracoccidioides brasiliensis Pb18, 1044 nucleotides long. RefSeq lists its product as uncharacterized. The transcript is spliced from 2 exons. The coding region runs from base 1 to 1044 and encodes 347 amino acids. The record is from RefSeq and is a predicted model, not a curated record. Gene Ontology annotation, molecular function: structural constituent of ribosome; RNA binding. Gene Ontology annotation, cellular component: ribosome; mitochondrion. Gene Ontology annotation, biological process: translation.
AUGCAAAAGGUCAUCAGGCGGGCUACUCUCGCGGCCAACCAGGCCAAACGAAAGGCGAGAAUCCAAGCUGAAAAAGAUAGGCGCGAGGAAAUAAAAAAAUACAUCCGAGAACGGCAGCAGCAUCAGCAGAUGAUUCUCGACCAGGUCAAUAAUGAACGAAAAUCGCGGCGGGAGGACUGGUUAAAGGGCCCAUUGGCCCCGAAACGAGAUUAUGCUAGCCUUCAGGGCUUACACGGCACCCUUCCACCGCCGUUCACGAAUCCCCCGAGCCUUCCACGCGCGAAUAGGGCGAAGUUCGUCAACUUCGCUCCGGGGGAUCGAGUGGUUGUGAUCAAUGGGAGGGAACGAGGGAGGAUUGGAACUGUUUCGGCUAUAAAUGCAAAAAGCCAGACGAUGACUAUCAAUGGGAUUAACAAGGUCGAUAUACGCUAUCCCAAAUUCAUUUUAGGAGAUGAGAAUGAUAAACGACCAUAUCGACCAAUAUCUAUGCCAGUUCCCUUCGAGGACGUCCGGCUAGUUGUUCCCCUAACAAAUUCCGAAACAGGAAAGGUGGAAGAUGUCGUCGUGAAACACAUGUAUGCCGGAGAGCCGUUCAUAGACCAUCCAUACGGCGUAGACACACCCAAGCAUACACGAUACAUCUCGGACCUCGAUGUCGAGAUCCCUUGGCCCCAGCCAAUCAUCGAAGACUACAAGGACGAACAAGUAGAUACCCUACGAAUCGACGUGGAGGACCGCACGCAUAUUCCUUACCUCAAUGAGCGCCCAUUCCCUCUAACUGUUCUCGACGAGCUUAGGAAUAAAUUUUCUAAAUUCCGUACGCGACAUGAUCCAGAGUGGGUUGCACUGAAGGAAGAAGAGGAUAGGCGCUUGGAAGAGCAGAAGAACAAACUAUGGGUCACGCCAAAGACGGCGUAUAUGGCCCAGAAGGCACAGCAGAGAGUGGAAGAAAGGGAGCAGCGGAAGGAUGCAGAUGGGAACUAUAUUGUCCCUCAGGAAACCGCGUUGUAUAUCGAGCAGUUCCUGGCCAAGAAGCAGAAGUAA